This is a messenger RNA of Neoarius graeffei (lesser salmon catfish), 696 nucleotides long. RefSeq names its product fibroblast growth factor binding protein 2b (gene fgfbp2b). Gene Ontology annotation, biological process: cell-cell signaling. The transcript has a single exon. The record is from RefSeq and is a predicted model, not a curated record. Gene Ontology annotation, molecular function: growth factor binding. The coding region runs from base 1 to 696 and encodes 231 amino acids. Lineage: Eukaryota; Metazoa; Chordata; Actinopteri; Siluriformes; Ariidae.
AUGAGAGUUACGUUCCAAGUUGCCUUCUUGCUAGCAUGCUGCGUUUGGGCUAUAAUCGCUCAGGCUCAGAGAAGCAAUCAGGAUAACAGCAGUUACAGCAAUCCAGAUGAAAUAACUAGCAAUGAUAGAACUGGAAGGACUGAGCCAAUCCGCUUCAGCAACAAAGCCAAAGACGAUUGUUUAAUGGUCGUAUCAAGCUACAGGAACUUCACAAAACUGCGCGUUUCCUGUAAAACCAAGGACAAGUCAUAUUGGUGCAAUUACCUUGGUAAGCCAAACCUGUGCCAGGCCUACAACAACAAACCACGCCACUAUUUUACCCAGAUCAUGUGGGAGAUGCGCAAAUUGCAGAAUUCCUGCCAGGGCCUUCGCACAUAUAAACCGAAAAUGUGCCGCUCUGCAGCAGAUCAAGCACAGAUGGUAUUCUAUGCAUCCUGGCCCAAAAUUCAGAAACAACACCAACCUGGUAAGGCUGGUCCAACAUUCAAGAAGCCGAAGCCACAGCAGCCUGCAAAGGAAGGCUCAAAGCCAGUUAGGAAUCCUGCUCUCAAACCUAUUCAGCCUCAGAAACCUGCUAAAACCACCACACAGAGACCCACAGAGACACCCACGAGCUGGGCAGAAAAAGUAGCAGAGCAGCACUGUUGGACGAGCGUACAGGAUAUCUGUUCCUUCUUCCUCGGCUGGUUCAAGUGA